CCGCAACAAAAUUGACGUCGAAUGCCUAUUGAUGCCUGCGACACAGUCACAUUUAAUUUCCUGCCUCAUCAUGCGAUAGUCCUCUCCGAUUCGACGACAAAAGAAACCUGACCUAGAAGAAACCGAUGCGUCGCCUUCGCGUGUCCACAUUCCAGGCGUUGCGGUGACAACUAAGGCAAGAUGCCUGUGGCUACAGAAGUCUCAAACCAGUGGCCGGGCAAAGAGCAGGUCAUUAACGAUGCUCCAAAAGUGAUUAAAGAAUUACAUUUCGGCGUUUUAUCUGAUCAAGACAUCAUUAAUCAGUCUCAAGUCGAACUCGCCGACCGCCGACUGUUCGAUCUCGACAAAGGUCGCACCUACGCUGAAUAUGGACCUCUGGAUAGGCGCAUGGGCGUCUCCGGAAAGCGAGAUACUUGCGCAACUUGCGGUGAACAAUUACAGACCUGCAAUGGUCAUUUUGGUCACGUUCGUCUAGUUCUUCCGGCAUUUCAUGUGGGAUACUUCAAAAAAAUCAUUCAAAUAUUGCAGAGCAUUUGCAAGGACUGUUCCUGCAUCCUCCUGUCAGAAACCGACCGCCGGAAAUUCAUAAGUGCACUCCGCAGAGCACAGCACGACAGUCUCAGACAGGCUGCGAUCGUACGAAGAGUUGCAGACCAAUGCCGGAAGACAAAAACAUGUUUUGAGUGCGGUGCGAUCAAUGGUCUUGUCAGGAAAGCUGGGACAUAUUCCUUGAAAAUUUCUCAUGAUCGUUUCAAAUCUUACAAUUCUUCUACGGCACAAAAGAAAGUUCCUCCGCCUGAAAAGGUCGAGUUCGACCAAUCAUUCAACCAUGCAAAGCAGUCAAAUUCGGAGCUUGACAAACACCUCAAGAAGGCUAUGGACGAUUUAAACCCUCUACGAACUCUCAAGUUGUUUAGACGCAUACGACAGGCUGACCGAGAAUUGCUAGGACUGCGCUCAGCCAAACCGGAGUCAUUCUUAUGGCUGUACAUUCCAGCGCCACCGGUGUGUAUCCGGCCAUCGGUCGGACAGGAAGGAGCCAGCACAGAGGACGAUAUCACUGCGAAGUUGGGUGACAUUGUCGCUGCAAACACCGCUCUGAGAGAAGCUAUCGAGAAAGGCGCCCCUGUUCAGUCUGUUAUCGAGCAUUGGGAUUACCUCUCCCUUCAACUGGCCAUGUACAUUAAUAGUGACGUGCCAGGCCUUGCAAAGGGGGAGUUCGGAAAACAGAUCAGAGGCUUUGUUCAGCGCCUCAAAGGCAAACAGGGCCGCUUCCGAGGUAACCUAUCCGGCAAACGGGUUGACUUUUCUGGUCGUACGGUCAUCUCUCCCGAUCCGAACCUAAGCAUCGAUGAAGUCGCUGUACCUAUUCUGGUCGCCAAGAACAUGACAUAUCCAGAAGUUGUCAAUGAGAUCAACAUCGAAAAGCUGCGAAAGAGAAUCCGAAACGGUCCCAGUGUUUGGCCUGGAGCAAACUACGUUUGGAAAAAAGAAGGAGAUUUCCGGAUCUUCUUAAGAUACGGCAAACCACACGUUGUUGCGAAGGAACUCAAAGAAGGGGACAUUGUCGAGCGCCACUUGGAAGAUGGAGACAUCGUCCUGUUCAAUCGUCAGCCAUCCUUGCACAAGCUCAGUAUUCUCAGUCACUUCGUCAAAGUUCGACCUCACCGUACCUUCAGACUCAAUGAAUGUGUAUGCAACCCCUACAAUGCUGAUUUCGACGGAGACGAGAUGAACUUGCAUGUGCCUCAGACCGAGGAAGCACGAACAGAAGCGACACUUUUGAUGGGCGUCAAGCACAACAUUGUCACUCCAAAAAAUGGUGAGCCCAUCAUCUCGGCCAUCCAGGAUUUUAUCACUGCUUCUUUUCUUCUCAGCUCUCUCGAUCAAUUCUUUGAUAGAAAGACGUUUGUUACGAUUUGCAUGGGGAUGCUGGAACCUGACACAAAAUUCGAACUUCCUCCACCAGCUGUAAUAAAACCGGAAACCCUUUGGACGGGUAAACAAGUCUUCAGCACCAUGAUGAGACCGAACAAACAGUCACCUGUGACAAUCAAUCUCGAUGCUUCCUGUCGAGAUCACAACCAGUACCAUCCAGGACUACAUCGGGAUCUACAAGAUGACAGUUUUCUAUGUAUUCGCAACUCUGAAGUUCUCUGCGGCAGAAUGGACAAGGCGACUGUUGGCUCUGGUAAGAAGAAUUCGGUUUUUUACAUUCUCUACCGUGACUUUGGUCCAGACGCAGCUGCACAAGGAAUGAAUCGAUUGUCAAAGCUCUGUGCGAGAUGGUUGGGCAACCAGGGAUUCACCGUUGGCAUUAGUGAUGUCACUCCACCUUCGUUGCUGGUUAAAGAGAAGGCGGACAUGAUUGCAAAAGUUUUUGAAGAAUGCCUUGAAUUCGUCAAGACAUCCAAGGCCGGAAAGUUGAAGAGAAAGCCUGGUCUCGACGAUGCAGGUUCACUCGAGGCUGAACAAAUCAGAGUACUGAGUACUGUUCGUACAAAUAUUGCAGGGCGCUUGACAUCUCAACUCAGCAAGAGAAACACUCCCAUGGUCAUGGCCAUUUCGGGUUCCAAGGGUUCGAACAUUAACGUCACACAGAUGGCUGCGCUUCUUGGACAGCAGGAUAUCGAAGGCAAACGUGUGGGCGAUGGCUUCCAAGACCGGACGUUGCCGCACUUUGCCAAACAUGAGCGAUCGCCACCAUCGAAAGGAUUUGUAUCGAAUAGCUUCUUCAGCGGGCUACUCCCUUAUGAAUUUCUGUUCCAUGCAGUUGGUGGUAGAGUCGGUUUAGUCGAUACCGCUGUCAAGACUGCAGAGACUGGUUACAUGUCACGUCGGCUGAUGAAGUCCCUUGAAGAUCUCUCUACACAAUAUGAUCGGACGGUACGGAACUCGGCAUCUAAUAUUGUUCAGUUCCGCUUUGGUGACGAUGAGUUGGAUCCAGUCGACAUGGAGGCCAGUGCAAAGCCUGUGGACUUUGAACGCACGUUCGCUCAUGUCGAAGCCACUACCUUCGAUAUGAACGACCCUGGUCUCAGUGAUACCGAGAUCUUUACGAUCAUGGAAGAAAUUCUCGCACCAAACCGUGCUCUUCUCACCCGUGUUGAUCUCGACGGUAAAGAGCUCCCGUAUGAUAACGACGACGACAGGUUCGUUGAUCAGCACGAAAGUCACCGUGCAUUUUUACAAUCUAUCCACGAUUUCGUCAUGGCUAAGAUCCGGUCGGUCGAGGAUGCGAAAGUACAAAAGAAAUCAUUUGCUCUUCCACCACCAACAGCUUCCAAUUCGAGCAAGCGCAAGGUCGACACUGAUGCCGACGACGUCGAAAUCGACUCUGUGGCAAACUCAACUAGACGCUCUAGCCGCAAGGGAGCCUCCGUUGCACCACCCGUGUCACCAAAGGCCGUCAAAAAGCAGAAGAAGUCCGAGUCGAAUGAUCAAUCCGUCGCUCGAGUCCAAGCAGCACCGUCCACAAAGGACCGCUUCGAGAUGACCUCGAAGGUCUCCGAGAAGACUCUCAAAGCAUUUAUCAACCUCUGCCUGGAGAAAUAUGAACGUGCUCGUGUUGAGCCAGGUCAUGCCGUCGGCGCCGUCGGUGCACAGUCCAUUGGUGAGCCAGGCACACAAAUGACACUGAAAACUUUCCACUUUGCUGGUGUUGCAGGAAUGUCGCUCACGGCUGGUGUACCUCGUAUCAAAGAGAUCAUCAACGCAUCGAAGGAAAUCAGCACACCCGUGAUCACGUGUCGCCUUGAGCGUCGUCGAGAUUUGUCCAUUCCAGAAUCACUUGGGCGUAUUGUGAAAGGUCGCAUCGAGUGUCUCUACCUCGAAGACGUGGCAGAGAAUAUUGAAAUCUCACUUCCGAUGAUACACACCAUCAACAUUGCUCUCAAGAUCAGCCUUGAUACGAUUACCGAACUUGGUCUCGAUUUAACCAUCCAGGAUAUCUGCCUUGCAAUCCAGCGCCAUCGACAGCUCAAAGCCGCAAAACUGCGCAUCCGAGUCAAAUCUCCAAGUGAAGCCAUGAUCGAGACUGAAAGUGCCAUCAAGUCGGCUAAGCGCGGUAAUGCCGCCAAGAUCGACGAAGAAGGGCAAACUGAGAAACUCCUACGACUACGAGCCCUCCGCAGAAUAUUGCCGAGUGUGCACGUGCUCGGCCACCCGCUGGCGACGAGAGCGGUCGUGAUGGCUGAAGAUGACCCCCGAAGCGAUGAGAUCAAGGCACUCAGUGCCAAGUCUGCCCGCAUCAAGGCGGAGGCCCAGCAACGCAAGCUGGCACAAUCCCAGGUCAAAGACGAGGAAGGUACAACAGCUUCGGCUUCACCUGAAUCCAGGGUCAAGAAUGAAGAAGCGGUUCCGUCGAACCCGGCCCAAGCUCCGACCAAAGACGACGGAAAGCCCGUUCAAAUGCACAAAGUCAUGGUGGAAGGAUAUGGAUUGCGCUAUUGCAUGAACACCGAGGGUGUCGACGCGUACCACACGCAGACCAACAGUGUCGUCGAGACACUCCAAGUCCUCGGGAUCGAGGCUGCCCGCGCCAAGAUCAUCCUCGAGAUCCAGGAGGUCAUGAAGUCUCUUUCCAUCGACCCUCGACACAUGGCCCUGCUCGCCGACGUGAUGACCUACAAGGGUGAGGUUUUAGGAAUCACCCGAUUCGGCCUGGCCAAGAUGCGGGAUAGUGUGCUGCAACUGGCCAGUUUCGAGAAAACAGCGGACCACGUCUUUGACGCGGGCAUCGCGGGCAAGAUCGACAAGAUCGAGGGUGUGAGUGAGAGUGUCAUUGUGGGGAAGACGAUGAACGUCGGCACCGGAAGUGUCGAGGUCGUGAGGUACCUCAAUGUCGAUUUGGAAGGCAAGGACAAGGGCAAGAAGCCGGCCGUUUUUGAAGAUGCGUGGAACAAGGCGGUCAAGGUUGGAAGGAAGAAGACGGCAACAUGAGAGCCGUUGGUUGUUCAUUGGACGCCUGUAAGAGACGCUGGCUCCAUGGAUAAAUGUAUCAUGAGCAUCUGAGACGAUGAAUUAUUGCGAUUUACAGGAUAGGCAUCUUCUAUGCUAGAGGUCCAUAAUUGAUACACCUUGAGCGAUGAGGUUAGACG
This is a messenger RNA of Exophiala oligosperma, 5099 nucleotides long. RefSeq lists its product as uncharacterized. The record is from RefSeq and is a predicted model, not a curated record. The transcript is spliced from 3 exons. The coding region runs from base 181 to 4941 and encodes 1586 amino acids. Lineage: Eukaryota; Fungi; Ascomycota; Eurotiomycetes; Chaetothyriales; Herpotrichiellaceae. Gene Ontology annotation, biological process: DNA-templated transcription. Gene Ontology annotation, molecular function: DNA binding; DNA-directed RNA polymerase activity.